AUGGCGCCAGUCCCCAGCGACACCCGCCCCAUAAUCAUCUCCGGGCCCUCAGGCGUUGGCAAAGGCACAUUAUACAAGCUCCUCCUCGACCGACACCCCUCCCAAUUCGCAACCUCGAUUUCACACACAACGCGGGACCCCCGCCCAGGAGAGAAGCGUGAUGUGGACUACUACUACACGGACAUGGCGACGUUUGAGAAGAUGAUUGCGGAGGAGGGGUUCGUGGAGCAUGCGAAGUUUGGAGGGAACAGGUAUGGGACGAGUAAGAAGAUGAUUGGGGAGUUGACGGAGGGCGGGAGGGUGGUGGUGUUGGAUAUUGAGAUGGAGGGCGUCAAACAAAUCAAAUCCUCCUCCCUCUCCGCACGCUACGUAUUCAUUGCACCCCCCAGCAUGGAGAUCCUCGAAUCGCGGCUCCGAAACCGCGGCACGGAGAAGGAAGAUAGUAUCCAGAAGCGGCUGGCGCAGGCGAAGAAUGAGCUGGAGUAUAGUCGCGUAGAGGGUGUGCAUGACCUGAUUAUUGUGAAUGAUGAUCUGGAGGAGGCAUAUAAGAAGUUGGAGGAUUUUGUGUUUAAGGGAGUUGUGGGAGGGGAGAAGAAGACGCAGGAGCAGAGUGCGAAGGAUGGGGGGAAGGCGGGGGAGAGUGUGUUGGAUUGA
Molecule: messenger RNA, 654 nt
Organism: Cadophora gregata
Lineage: Eukaryota; Fungi; Ascomycota; Leotiomycetes; Helotiales; Ploettnerulaceae
Exons: 3
Coding region: 1-654 (217 amino acids)
Biological process (GO): purine nucleotide metabolic process
Cellular component (GO): cytosol
Molecular function (GO): GMP kinase activity
Source: RefSeq, a predicted model, not a curated record